Messenger RNA from Melitaea cinxia (Glanville fritillary), 2523 nucleotides. RefSeq lists its product as uncharacterized. The transcript is spliced from 2 exons. Lineage: Eukaryota; Metazoa; Arthropoda; Insecta; Lepidoptera; Nymphalidae. The coding region runs from base 772 to 2064 and encodes 430 amino acids. The record is from RefSeq and is a predicted model, not a curated record.
GGUAUGAAGGUGAACACUCAGGCUUCAUGUUUUUAAUACCUAUUAAUAUUUAUCCUACUCUGCAAAGCUACUCUAUACUUCAUGUCAACGAACUGUCUGUUUUGCUUUUGUGGUUGUGUACAAGUUUUUACGUAGCUAUUUUUCUGUUUAAUAUAUUAUACCUGUCUGUUGUAAAACCUCUGUCCCAUUGUGUUUGUUUUUGCUUUGUGAUUGUUAUUCAGUAGAGCAACAGUUCUUUUCAAUAUCGGUAAAAAAAACUUUUUAUUGAACUGGUACUGCCACAAAUCUUAAUAAAUAGCAAAGUCAGUCUUGUCAAUGUCUUAACUGAACAACAGACACUCACCGAAAAUUGAAGCAUCUACUCUGAUAUUGACAAUUCCGCAAGGGAGCUAGAGGAAGCCAAAGAAUAAGAAGAAGAAGAAAAAAAUUUUUUUUUUAAUAUAUUAUGGGCUUACUCUUGACCCCAGUCUAACUCUAGAACAGAGACGAAGAUGGAGCGAGUUCGCCCAGAAGAAGCCGGUUCACUCGCGCUUUAAUCAUGUUCGAGUUGUAACUUGGAAUUAUCAAGUCAACCGUGCUACACUGGCAUCGCUGAGUCAUUAAACCAAUCGAUGUAGCUAAUUGAAAUUAUAUAAAUAAGUGGCGUAUAAGAAAGUAUUUUUCGCUUUUGCUGUUUUGUUUUAUAUUUUUCAAGGAAAUAUUUAAGAAGGUCUAUCGUUGAUCUAAAAACAUAUGUUAAUAAGGGCACUUCAAGGCUUGAUAAUUUAAAAAAUGGAUUACGAAAAUGAUUUAAACGAGAUUGUGGCAAUAACUUCAGAUACCGAGGAACCUUCGCCUAAUUCGGAGAAACCAAUCAUACAAUUUUUCAAGAGAUUAAUAGAGAACAACAAAAAAGAUGACAUUGUUCUGACGGACGGUCAGAUCAUCGAAAUACUCGACAAAGAAUUCGACAUCAGACUGUCAAAACUACAUGAAUUAGAGGGAAUUAUAUAUUUAGCUGUCGUGAAAAAAUACCUCAAAGAUUGGCCGCAAUGGGAUGAAUUAGAGACAAUCAUCAGUAAAAUAAAUAAAAACAAGACGAAACAUGACAAACAAGAUGAAAGUGCAGAUAUAGAAAAAAUGUUGGAAUCUAAAUAUGUUAAUUUAAAAAGUUUUUUGAAAAGUAUGCUCGAUAAUGCGAAACAUAUGUCCAGAUCUACCGUCCAGCCUUUUAUAGACGGACAAAUUGAUGUUGCGAAGAGCAGUGAUAAAUCUACAAGAGGUAGUAAUAUCAUGCUAGAGAUACAUGCAUCUAGAAAUCAGCUCAAUCAGUUAGUCUUCCGACAACCUCAUCCAAAUUUAAAUAAUACAGUUUUCAACCCAAAUUUUGAAUUGCCGAAACAAAUAAAACUAUCAACGUUUUCUAUAGAAGCAAUUCUCAACUGGUGGGGAGUCAGUAUCAACAUAAUGACCACGAAAAAUAUACAUAUCUACAAACGAGAAACCAAACACGAACUAAAACAUGUCUUAGUCAACAAAAAGCUGAAAAAACAUCGCAAUUCUUUUCAACUAUUAGAUCAAGAUAUUAAAAUAUCUUCAAUUUCAUCCACACAAACAAUUCAAAUAAACGAUCUCAUUGACAGAUUUGAUGCAAUUGAGCCCAGUACCAACAAUUAUGAAAUAUACAAUUUUAUAAAGAAAGAUUUAACAACGCUACCAUCUAAUAUACCGUCUAGAAAACAGUUAAAGCGCUACACAAAUAAAUAUUCUUAUGUGCGUUACUUGUACAAGGAAGUCGAUACUGAGUUGCCAACUGACGUUAGCAAUAAGUAUGAUCUACAGCUCGAGGAAACAGUAUCACCGUGUUAUCAGAUAUAUCUUAGUCAUAUAAAAGACCCGAGCAAGUGUUUGUAUGUCUGCUGUCUACCCUGUGAGAUAAAAUUUACAGGAGAAAAUAUAUUUAGUGAUUUAAAAUCUCAUUUUGAUGCUGAACACAUAAAUGAACCAGAUUGGACAUGUACUAACUGUCAUGGCGUUUUCCCGAUGAUGGAAUUGGCUAAAAACUGGUGGUGUCACAGAUGUUAAUGUGCUGUAGAGAUUUUAAAAUCUUAUAUAACCUCCCCCUCUCUCUUGCCGUGGCUGUCGUAAGAGGCGGCUUAGGGAUAACACAGUUACACUACCACCCUGGAACUUAAAAAGUCGACCGAUAACAUGAUAACCACCCAACUGCUGCAAAUCACCAUAUUCAUUCAAGCUAUUUUGAUUAGGUAUUGUAUUUAUAAUUUAAAAACUUAGAAAACUUUUUUCGUAGUUUCUUUAAUCUAUCUUUUUAUAAAUUUUGUAAAACGCAUUCCACACAACAAAACAGUAUUGUAACUUACUUUUUACAAAUGCGUUAAAUAUAGUAAAUAAAGUGAUUAAUGACUGAAUUCUUUAAAUGUUUUGUGUUUAUCUUGAUAAACCAAAUAGUUCAUGUUCGAAUCAACUAUUAUGCCUAAGUAUUUUUUUAGUUUUGCCUUUUUUUAAUAUAAUCAUUUAAACUUA